CUGUCCCAGCCUGCACAAGAUGCCACCGAAGCCUCCCUCCUCCCUGCGGCUCCCUUGUGCGCAUGCGCACUGCUGCAGGGAGAAAGCGACACACACAACCCCCACCUCCAACCCUCUUCCCCUGUCCAAAAGCUGGGGGCCUGGCUCGCAGCCUCCGCGGGACUGGAAGCCUAGAACCUAGUCAAAGAAGCUAGAGGCCGUCGGACUCUCAGGCUUGAGAUCUGAUGUCCCAGAGCCUUCAGUAUCACGGUCCGUAGCACUUUGGUGCCACCGCUGCAGCGCUGACGGCGCUCGCGACCCACCCUCCCGGGAUACCCGUCAGCUGGGUGGCCCCCGGGCUCGCGCGGCCUACGCUCUUCUCCGGGGACCCGCUCUGAGGACCCCUGGGACUCAGGUGGCCCGUUCGUGGGUACAGCUGCCGUGCUGACGCGCUGCACCUAAACCCCGGCUUGGCUGUGGACAAGGAGAGAGAAGGAAGGUGGGGGCCGCGAUUUGCACGGUGAAGAUAGCCUGUGCAGAACCUUAGAUUCCCGGCGGGAUUCUGAUCAAGUUCAGGGUGAAGCCAGAGGACGUGGUGGCACACACCUGAGGUCUCAGGAUUUGGGAGGUGGAGGCAGGAGGAGAAGGCGCUCAAGGUCAUCCUCUACUGCCUGACGUUGGGUUGCAAGAGACCCGGUCUGAAAGGAAAAAAAGAAAAGAAAAGAAGAGAAAAGAAAAGAAGAGAAAAGAAAAGAACAGAAACCAGGCCUGGAGUGUCUUGAAUUAGCUCUGCCAGUCUUCAGAAGAGACCCUGGAAGCCAGCAGCUACUACUUCUGUUGAAAAGAGAGAUUAUGUCUCUGGCCUCUGUGAAUGGCUUCUCCAGGACAUGAUCCUUGAGGAAGAACAAGCCAGUUCUUGUAAUUCUGGAAUCAUGGCUCAUAGUAUGGUGAUGUUCAGAGAUGUGACUGUGGACUUUUCUCAGGAAGAGUGGGAGUGCCUGAGUUCCUACGAGAGGGAUCUGUACAAAGAUGUGAUGCUAGAGAACUACAGCCACUUGGUGUCACUGGCAGGAUGUUCCAUUUCUAAGCCAGACGUGAUCACCCUGUUGGAACAAGGGAAGGAGCCAUGGAAGAUUGUGAGGGCUGAGAAGAGAAGGUGGAGCCGAGAGCUGGAAUCCAGAUACAGCAGUAAAGUGUUACUUCCAGAAAAGAAUACUUACGAAAUUAAUCUAUCUCCGUGGGAAAUAAUGGAAAGAAUUAAAAGGCACGGCCUCGAAGAAUCCCUUCUGGGAAAAGACUUUGAAUAUAAAAUAUUUGAAGAACAAGAGAACUCUCAUAGGGUAUAUUUCAGACACAUGAUAAAAACCACCUCUGGAAAAAGACCUCCGUACAGAAAACGCACAUCUGUUAGUCUAUAUCAGAAAACUCCUAACCAAGAAAAGCCCUACGAAUGUGGGGAGUGUGGGAAGGCUUUCAGAGUCCGCCAACAACUUACUUUCCAUCAGAGGAUCCACACCGGCGAGAAGCCCUACGAAUGCAAGGAAUGUGGCAAAGCCUUCCGACAGUGUGCCCACCUCAGUCGCCAUCAGAGGAUCCACGCCUCAGACAAGCUCUAUGGAUGUAAGAAGUGUGCAAAGAUCUUCACGUGUAGCUUGGACCUUCGAAGGCAUCAGAGGUCUCACGUGGGCGAGAAGCCCUACGAUUGCAAAGAGUGUGGGAAGGCCUUUCGAGUCCGUGGACAACUCAUGCUCCACCAGAGGAUCCACACCGGCGAGAAGCCCUACGCGUGCACCGAGUGCGGCAAGAGCUUCCGGCAGGUAGCGCACCUCACUCGGCAUCAGAGGCUCAAUGGUGGCAGCUCGCACCACGAGUGUAAGGAGUGCGGCCAGGCUUUCCUGUGCAGCACGGGCCUCCGGCUGCAUCACAAACUGCACACGGGAGAGAAACCCUACGACUGCAAGGAGUGUGGGAAGGCGUUCCGGGUGCGGCAGCAGCUCACCCUGCACGAGAGGAUCCACACUGGCGAGAAGCCCUUUGAUUGCAAGGAGUGCGGGAAGACCUUCAGCCGCGGCUACCAUCUCACCCUCCACCAGAGGAUCCACACUGGGGAGAAGCCUUACGAGUGUAAGGAGUGCCGCAAGUUCUUCCGCCGGUACUCGGAGCUCAUUUCCCACCAGGGCAUUCACAUCGGGGAGAAACCCUAUGACUGCAAGGAGUGCGGGAAGGCUUUUAGGCUCUUCUCCCAGCUGACUCAGCACCAGAGCAUUCAUUUUGGUGAGAAGCCCUAUAAAUGUAUGGAAUGUGAGAAGACUUUCAGACUCCUCUCACAACUGACGCAGCAUCAGAGCAUUCACACGGGCGAGAAGCCCUACGACUGUAAGGAGUGCGGGAAAGCCUUUCGGCUCCACUCGUCCCUCAUUCAGCACCAGAGAAUCCACUCUGGCGAGAAACCAUACAAAUGUACGGAGUGUAAGAAGGCCUUCCGUCAACACUCACACCUCACCUACCAUCAGCGAAUUCAUAAGAAUUUGUAAAGACCCUUCUACGAAUCCUUGCCUUGCAAAUGUACUAAGGAGCAGUAGGAAAUCAGAAAAUUCUAGAAGAAAAAAGGUUUUAAUCCAUUUUUGCUUUGUGUUCUUAAGUGACAACAUAAAAGGUCAAAAGAAAAAAAUGUUAAACGUUUGGAAAUUCUUUCGUAAAUGUAUAAAAGGUAUUUUGUCUGUACUGUUUACCUACCUAAGGGCAUAGUCAGGUACCAACUCAUUUUGAAAAUUAAUAAAUAAAAAGAAGUGUCGUUUAGAUUGCAUUGCCUGCAUAAACUCUCGAGCGACUGAAAGUGCUUGAGGUAUACAGUUCUUAGAGCGUUUCAUCAGAAUCACACAGAGUCAUAUGGAACUAAGAAGUUGUAUCAGGAAAACCAUUUUGUUAUAGCAUACAGUAGAGCAGCGAUUCUCAACCUGUGGGACCCCUUUGAGGGUAGAUCCCCCGUUUCGCAGGUGGCACCUAGGACCAUCGAAACACAGAUUUGCAUUAUGAUCCAUUACAGUAGCAAAAUUACAGUUAUGAAGUAGCAACACGUGGUUUUAUGGUGGGUGUCACCACAACAUGAGGAACUGUAUUAAAGGGUCACGGCAUUAGGGAGGUUGAGAGCCACUGCUUUAGAAUGCAGCCAUGACAGACUGGCUUGUACUUGGUAGUGAAUAAAUAAAUAGGUCAGGCUGCCAGGAUGUGAACCUACUGGUCCAUCUUGCCACCAGUUUAGCACAGUAAAGCAUCCUGUGUCUUCCACUGUGACAUUGUGAUAUUAACACCUAACUUGAUGCACCAAACCUCUAAAUCAAUGAGACAACCACCAACA
This is a messenger RNA of Mus pahari (shrew mouse), 3337 nucleotides long. RefSeq names its product zinc finger protein 30. The transcript has 5 exons. The coding region runs from base 867 to 2513 and encodes 548 amino acids. Gene Ontology annotation, biological process: regulation of DNA-templated transcription. NCBI's taxonomy places the organism in Eukaryota, Metazoa, Chordata, Mammalia, Rodentia, Muridae. The record is from RefSeq and is a predicted model, not a curated record.